AUGGCUUGCAGACAAAUUCAACGCAGCUCUUCAUCACGAACGAAGAAUUUUGACGUGUUUGUUAGCUUUAGAAGUGAUACUCGUAACGGUUUUACUGAUCACCUUUUUGCUGCUCUUCAGAGAAAAGAUGUUCUGGCCUUCAGAGACGACCAAACAAUAAAAAAAGGGGAAUUCUUGGAGUCUGAGCUCUUGCGCGCAAUUGAAGGGUCACGAGUUUUCAUUGUUGUCUUCUCGAAGGACUAUGCAUCAUCCACAUGGUGCAUGAAAGAGCUUACGAAGAUCGUGGAAACAGGUCGAAGUUUGCUCCCUAUCUUCUAUGAUGUCACUCCUUCUGAGGUCCGAAAACAGAGUGGAGAGUUUGCAGAAGCUUUUGCUCAACACGAAGAAAGGUUCAAAGAUGACUUGGAAAUGCUACAAAAAUGGAGGGAAGCGCUCAAAACAAGUGCCGAUCGUUGUGGGUGGGAUAUACAAAAUAAGCAACAAAAUGAAGAAAUCGAAAACAUUGUUGAAGAGGUAAUCAACAUAUUGGGUUAUAAUCAAAUUUUGAGUUUUGGAGAUGAUUUAGUUGAUAUGCAUUCUCGCGUUAAACAAUUGGAAGAACUUCUGGAUUUGGGUGCAAAUGAUGUUGUUGGGCUUGUGGGAAUUUGGAAGAAACUUCUAGACUAUCGAGAAUUUUAUCCUGACAUUGGUAUGAAAGUUCUGAUUGAGAAAUCACUUAUUAGUUGUCGAGAUGGGGAGAUUCAAAUGCAUGACUUGUUGCAAGAGUUGGGGAAGAGUAUUGUCAGAGAAGAAGCACCCAAGGAACCAAGAAAGUGGAGCAGGUUAUGGGACUACAAGGAUCUCCAAAAAGCCAUGAAAAUAAAUACGGAAGCCAAAAAUCUUGAAGCUAUAGUUAUUGAACAACGUCCAGAAGAGUUUGUACAAGAAAGAAUAAGAGUGGAUGCUCUAUCAAAAAUUAAUCACCUUCAAUUGCUCAUUCUUAAUAAUGUGAACACUUUUGGAUCUCUGAAUUGUAUUUCUAAUGAACUGAGGUAUAUGUAUUGGGAUAACUUUCCUUUCGUGUCUUUGCCAUCAACUUUCCAGCCAGAUCAACUUGUAGAAUUGCAACUGCGUUAUAGCAAUAUCAAGAAAUUAUGGGAAGGCACAAAGAUCCUGCCUAAGUUGAGAACUCUGGAUCUCAGUCACUCCAAAAAUCUUAUUAAGAUGCCAGACUUCACAGGGGUUCCUCGUCUUUUGACUCUUCACCUUGAAGGAUGUAUAGAACUUGUCCAGAUAGAUCCAUCCAUUAGUAUUCUAAGACAACUUGUUAAUCUGAAUUUGAAAAAUUGUAAAAAUCUUGUCCUUAAUCUGAAUAUUAUUUUUGGGCUCGGUUCUCUAAGAAGCUUAAAUCUCUCUGGAUGUUCAAAAUUACUGAAUAGUAAGAUGUUAAUGGAGCCAAGAGACACACAACAUUUGGAAAAAGUUGAUAGAAAUACAAGUGUCGUGCAAUGGUCAACAUCCUCUGUAUACAAACUUCUAAUAUUGCCUUUCAAUUUUCUAUCCUCUCCAAAACCUGAAGAUUCCCUUGGUUUGUUGUUACCUUAUUUAUCUCGUUUCCAAUGUUUGUCACAUCUUGAUCUGAGCUUUUGCAAUCUACUCCAAAUCCCUGAUGCAAUCGGGAACUUACAUUCUUUAGUUGGACUAAAUUUAGGAGGAAACAAAUUUGUGACACUACCUUGUACCAUCAAGCAACUUUUCAAACUUCGAAUAUUGAACUUGGAGCACUGCAAGCAACUAAAAUAUUUGCCCGAGCUUCCAAUAACAAAAGACAAAAUAAUUGGCAAAUAUUGGUGGCGAUUAUACAUUUUUUACUGCCCCAGUUUGAGUGAUAUAGAACACUGUUAUAGAAUGGUUUUUUCUUGGAUGACGCAAAAUCUUGAGGUUUACUUGCAACGAACUAUUUCCUCUGCUAUGAUGGAAAUUGUUAUUCCUGGGACUCAAAUUCCAAAGUGGUUCAAUAAAAAAAAUGCUCGUAGUUCAAUAAGUGUGGACCUAUCUUCUGUUAUGGAUGAUCCAAAUUGGAUAGGUGUUGCCUUUUGUGUACUAUUUGUCACACACGAAGAUCCUACGAAUUUGAGUGAGGGAAAGAAUCAUUAUCAUGUUUGUAUUGCAUACGGUGUCCAUAAUAAACACCAUUGGCGAAAACCUUAUAUAUGUGUUCCAAUAUAUUUCGAGAAAGACCUGGUGACAGUUGAAUUAGAUCACUUGUUUACCGUGUUUUACUCUCGGGAAGAACUCAUCGGUCUUCUUACUCAAGAUCCUGACAAAAUGCUUGAUCCUGCUAAGUUGAAAUUCAAAAUUAUUUCUGAUAAUUGUCUAGGUUUACGUGUUGUGGUGAAGAAUUGCGGAUAUCGUUGGCUAUUCUGGGGACCAGGUGGUUAUUCUCAUCUUUUAGUUUUAGCUGAAUACGAAGAAAGGUUAAAAGAUGAUAUGGAAAUGGUACACAAAUGGAGAGAUGCAUUGAAAGCAAUUACCAAUCAUUAUGGGUGGGAUGUACAAAAUAAGCCACAACAUGAAGAAAUUGAAAAAAUGGUUGAUGAGGUAACCGAUAUAUUAGGUCAUAAAAUUUUGUGUUUUGGGGAUGAUUUAGUUGAUAUGAACUCUCGUGUGAAACAAUUGGAAGAACAUUUAGAUCUGGGUGCAAAUGAAGAUGUUCGAGUAAUAGGAAUUUGUGGGAUGGGUGGAAUAGGAAAGACCACACUUGCUACAACACUGUUUCAUAAAAUCUCUCCUCAAUAUGAUGCUUGUUGUUACAUUGAUGAUGUAAGGCAUCAUGUUGGAAAGAAGGGCAUCAUGUUGGAAAGAAGUAGGUUAUCUCACUUGAAGGCACUUAUUAUUCUUGAUAAUGUUGACCAACUUGAACAACUUGAGAAAUUGGCUUUACUACCUACACACCUAGGCAUUGAAGUACUGAAGUAUGUUGAUGGCCUUCCAUUAGCAGCCGAAGUAUUGGGCUCCUUUCUAUUUGAUAGAGAUGUUUGUGAGUGGAGAAGACUUUUGGAGUAUGGAGGAUUUUGUACUGAUGUUGAUUUAAAAGUUCUGAAUGAGAAAUCACCCAUAAGCUAUGAGGGUUCGACUAUAAAGAUGCACGACUUGUUGAAAGAGCUGGGAGAGAGCAUUUCGUUAAAUAUUAUCCAAGUGCCCAAGUUGAGCGAGAUGGAAAAGUAUUACAGCAUGAUUUUUUCUACGACGAUGCAACACCUUCAGCUAUACUUCAAAUCCUCUCAAGAAUCCUUAGUUAUGAGUAUUGUUAUUCCUGGAACUGAAAUUCCAAGGUGGUUCAUUAAGCAAAAUGUGGGUAGUUCAGUAAGACUGGAGUUGUAUCCCCUGAUGGAUGACCCAAAUUGGAUAGGUGUUGCUUGUUGUACACUAUUUGUGGCACCUGAUCAUCCAAAUAAUAAUUUCACUGAUACAUGCCGACAUGAGUGUAAUCAUAGCAUUUUCUUUGGUUUACAACAUGUAAAGAAUGGCUACUAUUUCUAG
This is a messenger RNA of Sphenostylis stenocarpa, 3522 nucleotides long. Lineage: Eukaryota; Viridiplantae; Streptophyta; Magnoliopsida; Fabales; Fabaceae. The record is from the annotation of a GenBank genome assembly.